Molecule: messenger RNA, 1092 nt
Organism: Arxiozyma heterogenica
Lineage: Eukaryota; Fungi; Ascomycota; Saccharomycetes; Saccharomycetales; Saccharomycetaceae
Gene: SED5
Product: t-SNARE syntaxin
Exons: 1
Coding region: 1-1092 (363 amino acids)
Biological process (GO): vesicle fusion; intracellular protein transport; endoplasmic reticulum to Golgi vesicle-mediated transport
Cellular component (GO): SNARE complex; endomembrane system; Golgi membrane
Molecular function (GO): SNAP receptor activity; SNARE binding
Source: RefSeq, a predicted model, not a curated record
AUGAAUAUUAGAGACAGAACAUCAGAGUUUCAAAGAUGUAUAAUUACAUAUAAAAAAUUGUAUAAUAAACAGUCUGCUUCGAAUAGAAACGAAUCUGGUAACAAUGAUAACAAUGAAAAAAGUCGUCCUGUAUCUGACUUCCAAAAGAAAGCCUCCGGUAUAGCCAAAGAGAUAUCACGAACUGCACAAUUAUUAUCUAAAUUGGCUAUCUUAGCGAAAAGAAAACCUAUGUUUAAUGAUAAUCCAGUGGAGAUUGCUGAAUUAUCUUUUUUAAUUAAGAGAAAAAUAUAUUCUAUUGAACAAGAUUUGGUUGAACUUGCUAAAAUAAGUAAUAAUAACAAUAAUAAUGGUAGGGGUAUCAAUAAUAAAUACAGUUAUAAUAAUAGGGAGAAACUUACAUCGAAACACUCUCAUAAUGUGGUUAAUCUAUUAAACACAAAAAUGAAGAAUAUUUCAGGAGAUUUUAAGAAUGUUUUGGAAGAGAGACAAAAAUUGGAGUUAAGUAAUAGAGACAGAUGGGGGAAAAUUAAUGAUGAGACUUCCAACAGUAAUAACAAUAACGUCACUGGAGUAAGUAAUGAAUAUAACGAUAAUAACAGUAAUAAUGGCAGCAGUAUUUCCACCAAUAUAGGCGAGGUUGGGUACAAUAGUAGUAAUCCGUUCAUGUCGUCAUUACUUGACGAGACAGAUAACAUAACUGAUGGUAAUAAUGCAACUAGUGACUAUGGAAAUCAACAGUCUGGUAUCAGUGGAUUAGCUGUACCCACUAGUGAUCAACAGCUGAUGUUAAUGGAGGAAGGUAUGAUAAAUGAAAACAUGUAUUUACAAGAGAGAAGCCGUGCUGUAGAGACAAUAGAAUCUACAAUUCAGGAAGUCGGGAAUUUGUUUCAACAAUUAGCUUCCAUGGUACAAGAACAAGGUGAAACAAUCCAAAGAAUCGAUGCAAAUGUGGAAGAUAUUGAUAUGAACAUCACAGGUGCUCAAAGGGAAUUAUUAAAAUAUUUUGAUAGAGUUAAAAGUAAUAGAUGGCUAGCUGCCAAGAUUUUCUUUAUUAUAUUUGUUUUUUUCUUAAUAUGGGUACUUGUCAAUUGA